Molecule: messenger RNA, 3801 nt
Organism: Ectocarpus siliculosus
Lineage: Eukaryota; Phaeophyceae; Ectocarpales; Ectocarpaceae
Source: the annotation of a GenBank genome assembly
AUGAGACCAUCCCGCUAUUUCCUUCUGCUGUUAGCGCUGACGGGACUGUCCGGAAGCCGCGUUCUCUCGUUGGAGACAGCGGUAGAGAGCGCCCCUCGUGCCAAGGCUGCUCGCGAUUCGCACGGGGUGCACACAGCGGCAGCAGCAGCACUCGACGCUUCAGGUCUCGACGCUUCAAGUCAACAGGGAGGUGGAGACGGGCGCCGUGAGCUCGAUGUUGCUGCACGCGUGGCGGCACGGUGGCCGAAGCCUUCAGGACGAAAGCAGCCGGUAGCGACAGCGGCGUCAGACGGGGGCGAGGCCGACGACGCUUCCAGCAGAGGUUCCUGGGGUUUCGAUAGGAGCGCUGGCGGAGAGGGAGGCGGGGACGCCAGGGCCAGAGGAUGGCAAUCCGGGGUCAGGAAGCCGCGUCAGUCGGAGACCGCAACGUUCUUCAACUCGCUGGACGAGAACUCGGACGGUGUCCUGGCCGAGAACGAGAUCAGAGAGUUCGUGGGUUACGUCGGAGGAAGCAGCUUGGAUGAUAACUCGGAGAUCUUAGGGGGCGUGUCUACGGUCAUGGGCCGUCUCGAUACGGACAGCGACAAGGGCAUCGGCCUCAAGGAGCUCAGCUCUUGGAUUAAUCGCCUGGGACCGAUGCUGACCGUCGAGGAGGCGGCGGACUGGGUGUCUCACGCCGUCCAACUCCCCCGAGAAGUAGCCGAAGCCUUCCGGAGCAACUCCAUCUCCGCCUACGACUUCCCCGAGCUCGUGGAGGACAACGGUGCCGGCCUGUACGACCUUGGCAUCAAGAGGAAGUUCAGGAAGCGGAUCGUGAAGGCGAUCGAAGUCAGGCUUCUUGGUCUGGGGGACGAGCCCCCUCUCCCCGUGCUGCACCCGCCCUCCUACCUCGGGGGCGGCAAGGCGGAUGAUGUCGCGUCCGUCAGCGGCUCUUCGAGUUUCGUGUUUGUCGACUCCGGCCUGUCGCCCGGGAAGACUUACGUGUACAGAGUGCGCGCUUGGAACCUAAUCGGACACAGCGAGGCGCCCACCGCGCACGUCACCACCCCACCGGUCCACUCCCUCUGGACGAAACCGUGGCGGCUCAUCUCGCCCUGGUGGCCAACCGGGAAUAGUUCCGCCGCUUCUUCUAGUUCCACCGCAUCUCCGGCAGCCUCCGGCCUCCAAGAGCCCGAAGGCAUGGGUGGAUCUUCGUCUGUUGCGAGAACGGCCGGGCCUGCCGAAGCGGGCUUUGUAGAUCGAGGAGGUCUCGGGGGCACCACGGCGGAGGAGGGGGGACAGCCUUCGGGCUGGGGGUGGAGGGACGUUUUCGGGGCGACGUGGUCGGUGCUGUCGUGGGGCGGGUGGGCGGUGAUGGCGGUGGUGAAGGUGCUGCACGCGAUGCUGGCUUUGGCAAUGCUGCAGGCCAACCUCACGCGACUGCGCGCAGCGUACGGCCAUGGCGGGACGGGGGCUGCGGUGCGGAGAAACUGGGCGGCGGCCUUGGUGUGGAAGCUCAACCACCUCUUUACCAGCAACACCGUCAUCUCGGCAGUUGUUCGGUCUCUCAACGAGAAGCUGGAGCGAGUGAUCGGGCUGCCCCCCGUAACCCCGCCCUCCGCGGGCGGCCAAGGGCUGCGGCGCCAGAAUCGGACGAGAAGCUUCCGUACCGUAGGCGGCGGCGGGGGCGGCGGCGGCAGUGAGACCGGACGCCGCAGGGGCCGUUUCGACUCUCUCCCCGCCGGGUCGGGGCGGGACGAUUGGGGCGGCGGCCGCGGCGGCCUGUCGAGGAUAGACGAGCAGGACUACUCCGGCCUGGGAGUCGGGGACUACGGAAGGCGGAGGGACUCGAACUCUUCCCGGCGCUGGAGGGGCGGCUACCCGCCGGCAGGGGACGGGAGGAGCCCGCCGUCCACGUCAGGGAGAUCGAGCGGUACCCACGCCGUUGUCGAUGAUGAGGAGAGCGAGCCUUGGUAUUGCGAUCGUUCCACGGAACGAUCCGCAACCGGAACCGGCGCGGCUUCCCCGGUAAACCCGCCGCCGGUGGAACGGAAGAGGUGGUUCGGUUGGGGCAAGGGCGUUCCCGCGGAAGGCGGCAGCGUAGGGGAGGGGGCGAUAGAUGCGGGUCCCCGGGCGGGGAUGCCUGCUGGGGAGGAGGGUGACCGCCUCCGCGGGAGCGGCGACGAAGUGGAAAGCUUUGACGGUUAUGGCGAUGAUGCUCAAGAGCUUUCCGAUGGCGGUAUCUCUGACGGGUUUCCGUGGGACGGAGACAGUGCCGAAGACGUGGGCGAGGUCGAAAUGAGGCCAAGCCUGGAGAGGAGUGGGUCGUCUCUGGACUUGCGGCGGGCGUUGCCGCACUUCAGGAGUGUCUCGGUGGGCCGCCUUGCGCUGGGGUUGAAAAAGGGGGAGCCAUCUGGCCGGGACGGCUGGCGGAAGGAGUUCCACGCCGCGGGGGCAUGUUUCUCUUGCCGCAAGCCUUUCAAGACCAUCACCAGGCAGAGGCACCACUGCAACAGGUGCCAUCGUGUGUUCUGCGCCAAGCACGGCUACACGGCACACCUCAAGGGCACCGUGUGCACCAUCCCGGGGGGCUGCAUCUGCGAUGUUUGCCUCGAGAGUGUGGUCGGUGUUGAGGGCGACGGCGCCACACACGAAGCGCGAACGACGCAGCAGCGGCGGCUGUUCAAGGCUGACUCCGAGGGCGGGGCCGCCUCUGUUAUGAGCACCGGGAGCGAAGGCGGGGGCUCUGCGAACGGGAGACGAUUCGGGUGGGGGCGGUCGACAAGCUUCGGCGGGCAGCUCCGGAGGAGGAGAAGAGCCGCCCCCAGCGACCAAUCAGCGAGCGAGAAGAAGGAUGACGACGAGGGGCCGUUUUCGGAAACCGUUACCGGCGCAGAAGACGACGGCCUCGGCGGCGGCGGUGGUGCAACUGACCGCGACUAUGACCCUCCUCCGAACAGCGCGAGAUCUAAAGCGGCCAAGAGAUCGGCGGUGCCGGUGUCGAGUUCGGAAACCCCUCUGCGAAUAGCCUCCGUUAGAGCGCUCACGGCCAGCCCCUCUGCCGAUGGUAGCAGCCCUGCCGCCGCCGCUGGCGACGGAGGAGGAAGGGGCUCCGCUGAAUCGUUCUCCUUAGACCCUCGGCGUGUCGGCCGGGGGGUGUUCGGGACUAGAAGGAGGAUAACGAGAUAGCAUGGUGGCGGUCGUUUGUCGGCCGUGGUGUCGAGCAGCAGCUAGUCUUGACUCGUGCUUGCAAUUGGUGCUCGUGGUUGACAAGUGAUGGAAGUAUUGCGCCUCUAACUUAUAUCGGGAGGUGUGGCCGGCGUUGGUGGUGGGGAGAUGACGUGUAAACUUUCGGUCGGUACGAUGAAAGCCGUUUGGGCUUUGGGGUGGAAUUGGUAUUGUAUCCCCUCUGGUUGACCUAGUCUAUGCGUCAUCCAUACGUAGCGAUGUCAGGAGCUUGGUGUACUUGGGGCAAUUGACGCUAUGUUAUUCGUUAUUUGUACUCUUCCUUUUAUUGUGAGUAGGAGAAGGUUUUUAGGCUUUGUCGUCGCUGCGGACGAGGCAGCAAGUUCCCCCCUUCCCCGCUUUUGGCCGGUGAGCGGUGUCAACCACGGUUUUGCCGAGCGCGGUCCCCAAGUCUCUCAUGGCGUGCGAGGGGGGCGGUGUAUAUUCGAUGGUGCGUGUCGAUGUUUCCCGUGCGGCCUGUUGCGUGUGGCGUAGGCAAAGGACUUCGAGGGUAGGCGUGUUUUCGGCCAAAACGGGGUGGGGACCGGUUCGAUAUUUUGCGCGAUGUUGGCUAUUUUCGAAUUACCCGUUUUGCAU